AUGUUCGCACCUCUGGCGAUUGCAGGCACCGUCUUCUUGGCGUUGUACGCUAUCCUGUUCGUCUCCAUCUUGCAGCUGGUCAUCAGCCGACCGGUCAAAGAGGGUAUCGGAUCUCGUUGGUUCAUUCUCUUCUUUCACGUCCUCGUUCGAUUGGCUUCUCAAGCCGUAGCCAUAGCCUUUGGAGUUCUGGUGUGGAAGGAAUGGCAAUUGCUAGUCGUCUAUCUCGUGCUUGCAGUCGAAGGCUACUUCUCCCUAGUGCUCUUUAUGGCUCGUCAACUCGUCUGGUUCGAACAUCACGCAUUCGGCACCUCCUGGCUCGCGCCUUCGGAAGGAGAAAUCUCCAAAGCACGCAAAGCUCGCGGAGGAGAGAAACGCGCAUUGUGGAAACGCUUGUUGGGCGGAGAAGGAGGCGUCAUGCCGUGGAUCCAUUGGCUCUUGAUCGGGGCAAACGCAAUGAUCAUCACCGGCGGAUCGCUCUUGACCAGCGGCAAGUCCGACCUGUCCUCCUCUUCGGGCAUCGCAGGCGCCGAAGCAAAUUGGAGCAGCAAUUCCAACCUGCAAACAUGCAAGGUUCUUCGUGCAGUGGGACAGAGCAUCUUUUUGCUCAUCAACAUUGCACUUGCAGCUAGUUUGGCAUCCUGCGCAAUCAGGUACAAGAACAGCAGCAUGGCCAAAUGGCACCUCACCCUCGUGCCUCUCGUCGUCGCUUGGCCCUUCUUGGCAGCGAGGGGCGCCUUUGGCAUCGCUCAAGCAGUCGAUGACAGCCUCAUCUACUACAAUCCGGCAAUCUACGACCAGAACGGUCUCUCUUCCCACUUUGUCCUCGUCGAAUACCUCGCAGCUACAAUGACAGAGUGGAUCGCUUGCGCCUUGUUGCUCUCUACAAGACACUUUGACGCUCCCGAACCCAUCGAGCAAAAGUUCGACGUGGAAUCCCCUUUGCACGUCAAGACCGAACCCCACUCGCUCAGCCCUUGA
Molecule: messenger RNA, 978 nt
Organism: Ceraceosorus bombacis
Lineage: Eukaryota; Fungi; Basidiomycota; Exobasidiomycetes; Ceraceosorales; Ceraceosoraceae
Source: the annotation of a GenBank genome assembly